Mercenaria mercenaria is the source of this 2266-nucleotide messenger RNA. RefSeq lists its product as uncharacterized. The record is from RefSeq and is a predicted model, not a curated record. Gene Ontology annotation, molecular function: protein kinase activity; ATP binding. NCBI's taxonomy places the organism in Eukaryota, Metazoa, Mollusca, Bivalvia, Venerida, Veneridae. Gene Ontology annotation, biological process: protein phosphorylation. Bases 154 to 1821 code for a protein of 555 amino acids. The transcript has 7 exons.
AAAGUCAUUUCAGUUAAAACGAGGUUAUAUCUCCUUUGCAGUGCAGUGUGAGCUUAUCGGUAGGAAAAAGGGUAUAAGGAGAUAGAACAAGUGUUUAUACUUCUAUACACAAAGGGAGUGAGGGAGAGAGACUGAAACGCACAAGUAGACAUAAUGCCAAGAAGUUAUGUUAACAACUCGAUGAAUAGAAGCCUUGGUCGGGUAGGGAUGUCAGUUGGUAGUAUGCCCGUAUCCAGAGGAAGUGGAGGUGGUGGUGGCGGCUUCAGCGGAAGUGGUUUUGGUGGCUCUGGUAGCAGUAGUAGCAGCGGGACAAGCACAAGAGCAUAUGUGGAUAACGCUUACAACAGAAGUCACGGAAGAGUAGGGGAACCUGUAGGAUCCCAUGUAAUAUCAAAGACGACAGGAAGUGGCUCAAAGCAGCCGGCUGCGACAACGGAAAAAGUAUACGCGGAUAAUGCUUAUAAUAGAAGUCAUGGCAGAGCUGGGGAGCCUUUAGGGUCAAAAGUUAUAUCAAAGAAGACUCCAAGUUGUACUGAGCCAACAGCUCAAGGUCCUGAAGGGAAGGUCUAUAAAGAUAACAGAACGAAUCAACGCCUUGGCCGUGUCGGAAAAGAAAUUGGUACCGCGGUGUACUCAGCAAAGACAAAAACUACAGUGGAAAAAGUUUACAAAGAUAACAAAGAAAACAGAGAACGCGGACGUGUAGGAAAACCGCGAGGAAGUAUGCCGUCAAAGAAUAAGAGUACAAGAACGAAGGCGAUUAAAGACACCGCCAGUAAAAUAGAGACAGGAGAAGAGAUUGAAACAGACGAGAGAAACCUGUCUUUGUAUGAUGGUUUUUAUGUUGAUGAUUAUGAUGAGGCAGUAGACCAAGCAAUUUUUUCUUGGAACCGUAUAGAAGAAGAGGCCGAGUGGAAAAUCCAUACAAGGUCAAGAGAAACUCCGAAGACGCAACUGACUGCCCUACAAAACUACUUUGGGCAAAAGAUUUCAUUUGGCGACAUUGAGCUGGGAAAGAAGAUUGGAAGCGGUGGUUUCGGUGAAGUGUAUUUCGCAAAGUGGAAAGGGACUAUCGUUGCCGUGAAAAAGAUGCACAACGAGGGAGUUUCGAAUAGAAGGCUGAAGGAGUUUGAGGAAGAGGUUAUUAAGUUCAACGAACUAGACCAUCCUAAUAUUGUCAGGUUUAUCGGUGCUUCUGUUGAGAGGCCCAACCUUUGUAUCGUUAUGGAAUAUAUGCAUAUGAGUUUGUUUGAGGCCAUCCACGUGAAAGAGGUGGAUUUAGAAGAAAGUGAACGCCUUGAUAUCAUGAGACAGACGAGCAACGGACUGAAGUAUCUACAUUCUAAACCAAUGGCUCACUGCGAUCUAAAGACAACAAACGUCCUGAUGAGCAGUGAAAUUGGUAAAAUGGAAGUCAAACUCAGUGAUUUCGGUCUUAGCAGUAUGAAAAGCAACACAGAGACGUCCUCUUCCUGCGCUAAACUACAGGCCUUCACACUGCGCUAUUCUGCCCCAGAAAUACUACGUGCUGAAAGAUUACCAAGCGUGGAAGAUAAAAUGAGGGCAGAUAUUUAUUCUCUGUCCCUGAUUUUCUUUGAAGUUGUUUUCGAAGAUGAGCCAUUUUACGAUUUCAACAUUCCACAACUGAUGAAGAAUGUUGGAGAAAAGGGUGUUUCGCCGGAAAUACCUGAAAAGCCCACAGUUUCAAUCAAUGUCAAGAAUAUUCUAGAAAAUGCUUGGUGCAACAAACCAGAAAAGAGACCAACUGUUGUGUCCAUUUGCGAUUCCCUACAAACCCUUGAAUCUAUUUAUGGGAACUGAAUAAUUAAAAGAAAGGGCCAUUGCUUGUCCUUACUCGAACAUUAUUGCAAUAGUCCAUAAAUGACUUCGUGAAGUAAUCAGAGCUCAAACUUGUAUAUAAUAAUAAUAAUCAUAAUAAUAAUAGGAAGAAGAAUGAAAAUAAUAAUGAUAAUUAUGUGGUGUCUUGAUUUUGUGCAGAAAAUUCGAUACAAACAUUGUUACAAGUGUAAUAUACAUGUAUCUAAUCUCAUUUUAAUAUCGUCGAAUGACCAUCUUCGAGGAAUAGCAUGUUGUCACUGUAUCUUUGAGUGAUACUGAUUUAAACUGAAUUUAUGUACUGUCGUACAUGUCAUGAGUUUUUUGUUUUCAAUAUUCACUAAUGUAGUGUUAAAUUAAUCACGUGUUAUAAUAUCAGUGUAUUCCGUAUAUGUUUUAUUUUCGAUAAUUAAAAAAUAAUAAUAAUGUA